AUGUUCUUUUUUUCUCUCUGGUAUCUUUCUAUCUUUCUUCUUUUGGUCUCUUUCUACUCUCUAUCUCAUCUUUUUAGCACUAGUUUCUUUUGCUUCUUCAUUAUCUCACACUACUGUGACAUCUUUUCUACAUUCAUCCUUUCUUCUCUUUUUAGCCCACAUAUUUUUUUUUCUCUCCCACGGGCCGCCAUUCGCGAUUCUAGGGCACUUGCGGACGCAAAUGUCCAGUACGAAACUGUCGGUCCACCCCGCUUUUACCCCUGGGUUACCUUUCUCUAUGGAUGUCCAUUUCUCACCCGGGUAUUCUUCCCCCUUCGGGUCUCCUUUCUCUCUCUUAUAAAUUGGCCACCGCUUGGAUCAAGCGGUGGCCCAUCUAGAUACAGACCAGGCCCAAUCCUUCCUUCUUUCUUUCUUUCUCUCUUUCUUUCUUUCCUUCUUUCUUUCUUUCUCUCUUUCUUUCUCUCUUUCUUUCUUUCUUUCUUUCUUUCUUUUCCUGUCAUAACUUCUUACGUUUUCUCUGCUGUAGUUUUUCUUUCUAUCACUAUUUCGUGGUGUUCUUUUAUACCAGGUGUUCAAAAGGAUCUAUUAGACCUCUCUUAUUUAUUCCUUUAUAUCUAUAUCUUGUUCUUUCUCUUUUCUUCCAUUUUUCCCUCCCCCCCCUCCCUCUUGUUAUCUGUUUCACCUUCUUUUGCCACUGUGUCUGUUUUUUAUCCCGUUAUUUCACUUCUCCAAUGUCUUUCUUUCCUAUUUUUACGUUCUCUUUCUUUCAUGUCUCACCCACCCUUAUUUUUUUCUAAUCUUUUAUUUUCUUCUAUUAUUCUCUCUCUCUCUCUCUCUCUAUCUAUCUAUCUAUCUAUCUAUCUAUCUAUCUAUCUAUCUAUCUAUCUAUCUCUCCAAGUUUUUUCGUUCUAUCACUAUUUCGUGGUGUUCUUUUAUUUCCUCUUUCGUAUUUUUCUAUUUUCCGUUUUACUUUCCUUUCUUUCUUUCUUUCUUUCUUUCCUUCUUUCUUUCUUUAUUUCUUUAUUUAUUUAUUUAAGAUCUUUUUCUUUUUUUUCUUUUUUUCUUUCUUCCUUGUCUUUGUCUUGCUGGCACAUUUUUUGUACUUUUAUUCUUUGUUUCUUUUUCUUAUUUUUUUCUUUCGUUUUAUUUUUCAGUUUUACUCUGUUUCUUAUUAUCCUUCAGACUUAUUUAUUCUCUUCUUUCGUUCCAACGUGUCUAGGCUUUUUUUUCUCAAUCUUUAUAUUAUUCUUCGUUUUAACCGUCAUAUUAUUUCUUUUGAUUUUCUGUUUAUAUCUUGACAACGCCAUCCUCAAUUUCCAAUUCCUAUUUGUUCAUUUAUCUUUUUCUAUCACAUUUUAUCUCAUUUCUUUCUUCCGUUCACAUUUUGUCUCUUUGUUUAUCUAUUUCGCUGUUUAA
Acanthosepion pharaonis is the source of this 1416-nucleotide messenger RNA. Lineage: Eukaryota; Metazoa; Mollusca; Cephalopoda; Sepiida; Sepiidae. The record is from the annotation of a GenBank genome assembly.